ACUUCAGUGCAGCUGCGACGAGCAGCUGACGCGGAAUCAUUCAGAUCUGUAGUAGAGCUCGCGCCGCGUACGCGACACUACAGGUUGGACGGUGCGCGCGGUGGACACACACGGUACGUACACGCACACGCACGGUUCUGGACCGCAGCCUCCGUGAGCGGGACAGCCGAGAGAUUCGCGCGUAUCCUCGUACCCGCCGCUGCAAAUGAGCUCGCGCCGCGAGUGCGCGCGCGAGGGAAACGCUCCUGCUGCCGGUUGUCGCGGCUACAUCCUACAUCUUAGUCGCGAACAGUGUUGCGGUGUGUUGUCGUCAUCGUCAUCAUCAUCAUCAUCAUCGUCGUCGUUACGCGACUCCGCAGCGAGAUACGUCGCCGGCUGUGCUCCGCGGUCACGACGGCGACUCGCGGCCGAGACGGCAGUUGAGAAGGAGCCUGUGAGAAAGAGGAAAGAGCACGUUCGAACGCGCGGCGACAAGUGUACGCGCGCUCGCGAGCGCGCCGACGUCGAGGGAAUACUCUCGCAGCAAAUUGUCGCGGCAGGGUCCGAGAUCCGGUACAUCUAAACAUGGAAUUGACACGAUUACCUUCGACACUGGCUUUGGCUUUGGCCCUGGCCUUCCUUUCGACGCCACACCGCUGCGACGCCGCCUCGGAAAGUAUAAUAGGAAGCCGGGAGACCUGCGACAUCGAGGGGGAAGACGUCACGGUCGAUAAGAUCCUGAACACGAGCUGCUUCCGCUGUAUCUGCAAGAAUGGGUUCGUGGAGUGUUUGAAGCAACAGUGCCCGAACAUCGAAGGUUGCUACGCGUUGCUGGAUCCGCGUGACGACGAGUGCUGCCACAGAUGCACAGGAUGCAUACAGAACGGAAUUUACCACGCAUCGGACACGGAAUGGACGGAGGAGAACGAUCCCUGCCGAAUAUUCGUCUGUAAAGCGGGCGUCAUCACCGAAUCGAAACUACGGUGUUACACGCCCUGUUCCCAUCCGAAAGCGCCUCCACCUGGCAAAUGUUGUCCCAUAUGCGAAGGAUGCUUAGUAAAUGGACAGAAAGUAACGGAGGACAGGUCGGUGACAACGACGGAGGAUCCAUGCGUAACUUGCAAGUGCAACAAGGGGCAUCUCACCUGCGCGAAGCAAGCCUGUCCGACGCUCAAUUGUCCUGCCUCGAGGAUCGUCGAUGAAUCUGGGGAAUGCUGCCCACACUGUCGAGGCAGCGCAAGAUUCUUCUCGCCUCCGAAAGGCGCGUGCAUGCUCGGCACGCGUUUAUACAACUCGGGCAGUGAGUUCUACGCGGAUCCCUGCACGCACUGCAAAUGCAUCAAUUCGGCGAUCUCGUGCGUAAGAGACACUUGUCCGGUGCUGGAAUGUCCCAAGGAGCAUCAGGUGCAAGGCAGCCACUGUUGUCCAAAUUGCUUGCUCGUCGAGGAGAGCAGAGCCUCUUGCUCUUACGGCGGAAGAACUUAUGUGGAUGGCGAAAAUUGGAAGCUGGAUUCCUGCAAGACAUGCACCUGCAAACAGGGAAAAGUACGCUGCGCAAUGCCUCAAUGUCCGCCGAUAAUCUUUCCCUGCCCACCAAAUUCCAAGUUCGAGCAUCCGGAGGGUCAAUGCUGUCCGCGAUGUGUCGAGCGUGACGGAGUUUGCACGGUUUUCGGAGACCCGCAUUAUCGUACGUUCGACGGUAAAUUUUAUAGCUUCAAGGGACCGUGCAGGUACCAGCUGGUUACCGAUUGUUUCUCUCACACAUUCAGUAUACGCGUGACCAAUGACGCCAGAAGAACGAAGUUCUCAGCGUGGACCAAAACUAUUGCCAUAAAGAUCGGCGAUCUGAAAGUGAAUCUUGGCCAGAAAAUGAGAGUGAAGGUGAACGGGAAGAAGGUGGAUGUUCCUUAUCGCAUCCCUAACCAACUGGACAUCAACCGUACGGAUGAGAGUGUGCUCGUCAAUACGCGGAUCGGAAUCAAAGUCCUUUGGGACGGUAUCAGCUUUCUCGAAGUGUCCGUGCCUUCGUCGUAUAGAGGUCAACUGUGCGGUCUUUGCGGUAACUUUAAUUCCCAAAUCAAAGAUGACUUUACUGUACGACAAGGACGAGUGGUGCAGGAUCCGCAGCAGUUUGGCCAAUCCUGGGCCGUGGGUGCUAACAAGAAGAUGUGCAUCCGAACCCCGAGAAUCGGAAAUACUACCAGGCAGAGACGUUGCCGAGAAAGAAAAGAUCAGCGAUUAUGUAAUCGACUGAAAUCACAGAUCUUCUAUCCCUGCCAUAAAAAGGUGAAUCCGGCGAUGUACUACAAAGCCUGCCUUCAAGAUAUGUGUGAGUGCCCGACCCAGCACUGUUAUUGCGAGUCCUUUAUGGCGUACGCGCACCAAUGCAAGCGACUCGACAUCCCGCUGCCGCACUGGCGGAAAGCCACGAGGUGUCGAACCGUUUGGGACCAGCCAAUAAGUCCGACGAAUUUCGCUCGCCGCUUACAUUAAUCGCGCAUUUUGUCCACCGCCGCGUCCGGCCUCUAAAAAACCUCUAUCCCGAGGGACGUGCAGCGAGAACGGCCGCAUCGAACUCGGUGUACAUUCUGCAUGCAUUUAGAGAAAUCACUCUAUAUAUGUGAUCCCAUUCCUUUUUUCCCGUUCUCCUUUCUAAGAUAACGUUUUAAUAUACGCGAAUAAUGAAGAAGAGACGCGAUGUUGAAACUGACAUCUAAAAUUAAUUUGCGCGUUUGUUCUGUACGUAGAGCUAUAUGGGAUUCUGAAACACACGCGCGAGACAGUCAAAGAAGAAUAAAAUUCUAUCUGGAAUUUGGUAUUGGUUUUUGAAACUCAAGUUUUCGUUGAGCGAGAUAAAGCUUCCGAUUAAAUACUCACAAUCAAUAAUAACACAAAGAACGUAGUACUCUUCUUAAUACCCUAUGACAUAUACCGCGAGGGAUUAAUACAAAAUAAGUAUUCAUAAAUGCUUAUUUAUUCGUGGAGCAACGUAAUGCACGCGGCACUUAUAAGUCUGCCGUCUAUAAUGAGAAACGGCAAUAGACCGUUAAUGCGGUAGAAAAUGUUUCGCUGCUUGCGCUGCAAAUGUAAUACGAACGGCUAUACGUAUGUCGGACUGACACGCCGCGUCGGAAUAAUCGUGGUGUUGUAUUACGACAAACGACGUAUGUAACUGUUAACAAUGAUGAAGCAUAAAAUAGUUGAAAUUUUCUCUCGGCUUUGCAAGCCACCAGCUUUACGUCUCCUCUUCAACAUUCUUCGCGAUGUUAUCUUUCUAUUCCCAAGAGCUCCUUCUGUCUGCGGGAGCGCGCAGACCGGACGCGGCGGAGUGCUUGGCGAGAAUCUACUAGUCACCACUUCGUAUCAAUAUGCAUUAACGGUAAGUUCCUGUGCCCCCGUGUUAAUAACGUCGAGUAGUGCCUAGGGACGCACUCGAGCCGGAGUAGUACUUUCACAUAGUUAUGACGAGAAAAAAAUUUCAAAUUUUGUAUUAAUAACAAUCGUAUAAAUAAUUAUAUGCUAAUUAUAACUACACAAAAAUAUAUACACGAAAUACUACGCAAAAAAAAGAUUCUUUUACCAUCGAAUAAAAAUCUGAUUUGCAAGUUGCGUUAAUUUCAGGAUCGCACGCUUUUAGAAAAGAGGAAAAAGCUCAAUAUCUGCUUUGAUUAUAUUUUUUUAUUUCUAAUUUACUUUUGUAAUAUAACUCGUACCAGAAAAUACCUAUAUUCUUCAAAAUACAAAAUUAUAUUUUUUCCAUUAUUGUGGUACCUUUAAAAAUUAUAUAUUUAGAAUUUACAAGUAUUUUCUUUAUGAAUCUUUUUUAUAGAUACAGGGUACAACGUAGAAAUAAGAUCACUCUUACGUAGAAUCAAAAAACGUGUUUAAUUCAGUUUUAAGCUUCCUAAAUUAGCAUAACUUUGAAAUUUAAGUCAUCGACUGGUUACAUUGACCUACAACCACUACUUUUAAGAAGUCAUUCACAUCUGAUUAUUAUUUUAUUCUUAUAGCGAAUUUUUUCAGUCAGACUCUGACUCGAGUGUCUCUAGUAGCAACUGUUCGUCGACGCGGAGCGGCGGUGAUUUCGCGCUCAUUCGUAUGGAAAUCUCACGUGGGUCACAGCAGCACAAGUACGCAGCCAUGACGCCCGGAAACAUGGAUCUCACGUGUGUGUAUGUGUGCGUCACCGAUUUCACGCGAAAUCCCGUAGAUCCGAGAGGAAGCAUCGCGAGUCGAGCUAGAGUCGUGCAAAUGUCGGAAAAUGGAUGAUCUUGUGUCGCACAGAGCGAGAAGCACAAAAAGCAAAAACUUAUAUCCAGCGCUAAAUUAAAACUUGGCGCAAUUUAAUCCUGAACCUUUACGUCGUAGAUGUAGAUUCGCGUAUGUUAUUGUGAAUCGAAAACAUGUUUAGCUUUAGGAUCGUCCCUUCUGUGUGGGACGUUGAAUUAUUAUCGAACAAAAUUGAGGUGACACACCGUGUUUGACAAAAUGUAGUAUCAUUGAUUGUAUUGUAACCGCAUAAUUAUCAUCGACAUUUUUUAAUAAUUGUAAAUGUUGCCUUAUGAAUUUUAUAUGUAUACUUCACUGAGAGACUUAUGUACAAUCACCCAAACGAAAGGAACAGGAAUAGAACUCUAUUGGGCAGCAAACACAUACUGACAAAACGAAAUCGGUAUGUUUGAAUUCGUGAGGACGACUUUGCAAUUAGCAGCAGAUGGCGAUGUCUUGUAAUGUUUCGGAACACCGUGCAGUAUUUCGGCCGAUGAGCAGGCUCGCGGCAUAGCAUGUACAUCCCAGUUUAACGCAAUCGAUUAUUUGUAUAUGUAUGUACACAUAUAAAUAUGUAUGGAUUCGCGGAUCCUUGGAUCCACAGAUCUGUGUCUCUGUAGUCUGUACCGAACCCUGUAUUCACAUAUCUAUGCACGUAUAUUUUCGCGUAUCUCCGCGUCAGUUGCAGUACAACGAUUCGUCGAAUCUAUUUGAAUCAUAGAUCUGUGAUUUCUCAAACUCUCGCUUUCCAAGAUAUUCGAACUCGAUUAAAUCCGGAGAUCCGUAAAUCGCAAAUCUAAACGGUUUUUUAAACGCGUUGCUCCUUUAGUUCACGAGCUUACAAUUCCACGAAUCUUUUGAUCCAUAAAUCCGCGAUCGCGCGAUCGCUCUCUUGGGAUCUAUAAAUUCCCGGGGUAUCCUCAGAUCUAUAAAUUCCCACGAAUCUAGAUACAUACAUAGAUACUAAUAUAUUCGCUCGGAAUAUAAUAAAUUCAGAUCCACGAAUCGCGUUUGCGUCGUACGAGUUGUGGUUCCGCAAAUAUGUUGUUCUAUUUCUAGAUCCGUGGUGCUAUAAAUUUCUGAUCUUAACGUAGAUCCCUCGAUUUACACAGAUCCUUGGAUUCACAGGCCCCCACGCCGUUUAUCACUCUUACAUUUUCGUCAUGUAGAAUUAGGAGGGAUUAUUUUCCCGUUUCGUCUUCGACGACGAGUACACCUUUUUUUAUAUUAUGUAUACAACACAUAUCUAAGUAGCAUGUAACGUAAACGUUUAUAUAUACUUUAGCUUUAACGAUGCGUUUACAAAUUGUACAUAGAAAAACACGAUUAUUAUUAACGUUAAGCGAGCACUAAGCAUGGUUUCUAAUAAUGUGCCACGAUUUUUAACGCUCUUCACCUAUUAUUCUCUUUUUUUACUCCGUUUUUUUUUGUUCGAUUUUCUCUCUCUUUCUCUUCCUAUCUACUUCCUCCCUGUAUCUCUAUCUUUAGCAAAUUGUUAUGAAAUUUCGCAAAAGAAUGUAGAAGCUAUUUUAUUAAAGUUACUUUUGCGGAAGGUGACAAGGAAACGAGAUUUUUUUAACUCAGUAAAAGUGUACAUAGCUAAAAUACACUAUAAUUAAUUAUCACCGACGACGAGUUUUGACGAGGAAUCAAACCAAUUCUGCAUACCGGGUAGUCCAAAGCGUUAGCCAAUUUUUGUCGACUUUAGCGUAGAAUUAUAGUGUAUAGAACAGAGAGUUACGAGCGUAAUAAAUCAAUUAUAUUCGUA
Messenger RNA from Temnothorax curvispinosus, 6016 nucleotides. RefSeq names its product BMP-binding endothelial regulator protein (gene cv-2). Gene Ontology annotation, molecular function: protein binding. NCBI's taxonomy places the organism in Eukaryota, Metazoa, Arthropoda, Insecta, Hymenoptera, Formicidae. The record is from RefSeq and is a predicted model, not a curated record. The coding region runs from base 565 to 2472 and encodes 635 amino acids. The transcript is spliced from 11 exons.